Messenger RNA from Aspergillus chevalieri, 978 nucleotides. RefSeq names its product mitochondrial 37S ribosomal protein uS9m (gene MRPS9). Gene Ontology annotation, cellular component: mitochondrial small ribosomal subunit; ribosome. The record is from RefSeq and is a predicted model, not a curated record. Gene Ontology annotation, molecular function: RNA binding; structural constituent of ribosome. NCBI's taxonomy places the organism in Eukaryota, Fungi, Ascomycota, Eurotiomycetes, Eurotiales, Aspergillaceae. Gene Ontology annotation, biological process: translation. The transcript has 2 exons. The coding region runs from base 1 to 978 and encodes 325 amino acids.
AUGGCUUGGCAGAGGCCCAGUUGCAUCGUUCAGUCGAUGCAGUCGCUUCGACUGCGACCUCUCCGGUCCUCCGCAUCCCCUCUAUCUCCGACUCCCACACCCUUCCUCUUGCGGUCCCAGAAGGGCAAUGCUUGCGGCUAUGCAACAGAGACAUCCUCCGAUUCCUCGGUACAGGGAGCGCCUGCGACUGCACCACCAGCGACCGUACCAGCGGCACCAGCGAUUGACUUCGACCGAUUCCCGUACCGACCUGCCCGGAUUGUUCCCGCGUCUCCGUCCUACUUCUCUGGGAGCCCUAAAUUCAUCGAUCACCUGUUGAGAUUGCAGAACCUGCUGGCCGAGAACGCACAUCUGCCGAUAAACUCCCCGGCCCAUGCCCAGCGAAAGGCCUGGCUCAAAUUGCCCCAGUUCCGCGAAUUCGUCGGCGAGCCUGUGCCAACGAAGAAAUACAAGAGCUUGAUCAAGGUCCUCCAGCGAAUCAACCGGAUCAGACAACCAAUCAUCCCCGACCACGUGAACGCCAUCAUCAAUGAAUACGUCCGUCCUGGAAACCCGUACGCAGUCAAGCCGGCACCCCCAACAUUGGAUGAGAUGGGUCGGGCCCGUGGUCGUGGGAAGCGAAAGACUUCGUCCGCCGUCGUCCACUUGGUCGAAGGUGAGGGUGAGGUGCUUGUGAACGGGAGGACUCUGUCCGAGGCAUUCCCGCGCGAACAUGACCGGGAAAGUGUGGUGUGGCCAUUGAGCAUUACCGAGAGACUGGACAAGUAUAACGUGUGGGCUACUGUCAAGGGAGGCGGUACGACUGGACAAGCGGAGGCCAUUACGUUGGCCCUUGCUCGGGCAUUGCUGGUUCAUGAACCUGGUCUGAAGCCGGCCUUGCGGAAAGCUGGUACGAUUACUGUCGAUGCUCGUCGCGUGGAAAGAAAGAAGCCUGGUCAUCUCAAGGCCCGCAAGAAGCCCGCCUGGGUCAAGCGGUAA